This is a messenger RNA of Dendronephthya gigantea, 1966 nucleotides long. Its product is annotated as TGF-beta receptor type-1-like. The coding region runs from base 24 to 1274 and encodes 416 amino acids. The transcript is spliced from 7 exons. Gene Ontology annotation, cellular component: activin receptor complex; plasma membrane. Lineage: Eukaryota; Metazoa; Cnidaria; Anthozoa; Malacalcyonacea; Nephtheidae. Gene Ontology annotation, biological process: nervous system development; protein phosphorylation; activin receptor signaling pathway. The record is from RefSeq and is a predicted model, not a curated record. Gene Ontology annotation, molecular function: activin binding; ATP binding; activin receptor activity, type I.
UUGGCAAAUGCUGUAAUGAGGAUAUGUGCAAUGCCAAAUUGAACCUGACCUUCACUUUUACAGAGCCUACAACUAAAGUACACCCCACUGAGCAGAUGACAAAGGUGGUAUAUAUUGGUUAUGGUCGUACUGUGAUCAUCGCUAUAUGCAUCUCUGCACCAGUCUGCCUGAUUACUCUUGCUGUCAUGCUUUUUAUCUACCUAAGAGACAGACGUUUAUCUAUGCUUCACAAAAAUCUUAUCGAAAGUGAUUUAGAAGUUGGGGAGAACAAAAUGCCUGAAUCUAUCCAGGAAAUUAUCGAAUAUGAUCAAACAUAUUCAGGAAGCGGUUCAGGUCUUCCGUUGUUGAUCCAAAGGACAAUUGCGAGACAAGUCGUUUUGCACGAUUGCAUCGGAAAAGGACGCUACGGCGAAGUGUAUCGUGGAAAAUGGCGAGGCGAGGAUGUCGCCGUGAAAAUAUUCUCCACUCGAGACGAAUGCUCGUGGCGACGAGAGACGGAAAUUUACCAGACGGUCAUGUUGAGACACGAAAACAUCCUAGGAUUCAUCGCUGCCGACAACAAGGACAACGGUACAUGGACUCAGCUGUGGCUGGUGACUGAUUACCACAAAAAUGGUUCGCUUUGCGACUAUCUUACCAACGUGAAAGAACUGAAUGUCAACUCUAUGCUGAACAUGGCGAUUUCCGUUGCCUCGGGACUUACUCAUCUCCACAUGGAAGUUCGUGGAACUAAAGGAAAACCUGCCAUCGCCCACAGAGAUUUGAAGAGCCGCAAUAUCUUGGUGAAAAAUGACGGCUCGUGCUGUAUUGCCGACCUGGGUCUUGCAGUAUUUUACGAUGCUGGCAGCGACUCAUUUGACCUGCCUUCCGGCAGCCGUGUUGGAACGAAACGUUACAUGGCGCCAGAAAUUCUGGACGACACAGAACCAAAGACUUUCCACGAAUUCAAAAAGAUCGAUAUCUAUGCCAUGGGAUUGGUUCUUUGGGAGAUUGCAAGGCGAUGCGCCUUCUCAGGUAACCCGAGCGAAGAGUAUCAGCUGCCGUUCUACGAGAAAGUUCAGUCUGAUCCCAGCAUUGAAGAAAUGAAGGAGACUGUUUGUGUCGAGAAAUUCCGACCGGAGACUCCGAAGACAUGGGAACAAAAUCCGGUCAUGAAGGGGAUUGGCAAGGUUAUGAAAGAAUGUUGGUAUGAAUGCAAUGCCGCCCGACUUCCAGCUCUGCGAGUGAAGAAGACUCUGAUCAAUCUGAGAUCCAACGACCCAGUGGAUGUAUAAAAUGAGACGGAGAAAGCCGUCGCUUGAGCGAAAGAGGAUAUAUGUCGACAUUAUACUUCGCCGUCUUUUAAAGUGAACUUGAUGAAGAUUUAAGCGCGUGGCUGUGUUUCAAGAAUGGUGGUAUUUUUGAAGAGAGAGAGACUUUCUGAACAAAACAAUGCAAAUACUAUUGACCAAGUCAUAUUAACCAUACCCAAUGUCAUAUAGGAAAUAGUUUUAACAGUGGCGUAGAUUUGGGAGAGCUAACUCAGCCAAAACUGGGCAACCAAGGUUGCUAAUGAAAUACAUGAUCCCGAGAUGUAUGAUAGAAAUCGUACAUGGAUAUAGGCGAAGCCUUAAAACUUUCCCCCCUAUCCUAAUAUUUACGCCACUGAGUUUUCAGGGCACCCUAGUAGCAAUUUUCGCUUGUAUUUACUGCAUUUAGGAAACUAAAUGUAUCGUUGCACCCGCCCCAGUUAGAAACCAAUAGAGAGAGAGAGAGGUGUUCAAGUGUAUAUAUUAUAUAUAGGUAUUUUUUGAACGUUACAUAUAUAAAUUAGCUGCUAUGUGUACGGGCCAAGGGGAAGUCGCGCCUGAAUGUCUUUAAAAAAUGAUUCCCAGUCGUAAUGUGAACAAACGCCUUGUUUACAUUUUGGACUAUUAAGGCUUCUUAAAAUACGAAAAAGGUGGUUUUAAACAAGUCUUUUUCCAAG